This is a messenger RNA of Apiotrichum porosum, 1581 nucleotides long. RefSeq lists its product as uncharacterized. The record is from RefSeq and is a predicted model, not a curated record. The transcript is spliced from 3 exons. Lineage: Eukaryota; Fungi; Basidiomycota; Tremellomycetes; Trichosporonales; Trichosporonaceae. The coding region runs from base 1 to 1581 and encodes 526 amino acids.
AUGCGCAACAGGCCCUCGGCGCCAUCGACGCCCGAAUCGCCUCGGGCAAGCGCCAACGCGGGCGGGACGGGAGCAAGCCCUGCCCGCCCAACAGGACGAUGGGACACCAACGGCACACCCUCGACCUCGAGCCCACGGACUGGCGGAUACUCAGCUCACUCGGGGUCGAGCUACAACUCUGGCCACACGAACGGCACUGCCUCGGGGUCGAGGAGCGGGGACGGCCCCGGGUCGGGGUCUGGGUCAGGCUAUGGCCGCAGCGGACACGGCGGAGGUGGCGGAGGGAGUGGCCAGCGGCGCGGGUCGCCGAGCCUGUACGUCUUUGGCGACAGCUUUGUGGGGCCCUUCAAGCUCUUGGCGGACGACUGUGCAAAGGUCCAGACGUUCAAGGGGAGCAGUGCCAAGGGCCUCAACAACCCCAACUCUAUCAAACAGGUGUCCAACGAGCUGGUGCCGCUCCUCAACCAGCUCCUUGCUCCUCCGCCAUACGCAUACCUGCCGGCAACGGGCCGGUAUGCGCUGCUCAUCUUUGGAAAUGUCGACUUGCAGAUCAACUACCUGUGGCAAUUGCAGCACAAGCCUAUUGGCAAGGCUACCUGGUCCGAGGCGGAAGCCGAAGCCGAGACUGAGGAGGCUGAAGAGACGAGCGUCGGUCCGGCUGCAGACGCCGCAUAUAUCCUCGCCACGGCCACCGAGAACGCUGGCAAGGGCCCUGCGCUUGGCCCAGAGCGGUUCGUCGACACUGUAGUGAAGGCGUACACUUCCUGGCUGGAACGCGAGGUUGUCAAUGGCCCUAUUGGGCGGCGCGCUACCGAAGUCGCGGCGCAGGCGUCUGGCGAGCGUGCCGGUGCUCGGAAGCUGGCACCCACCAAGGUCCUGGUUGCCGGUGCCCUUCCCCCGUUAGUCGAGGAUCCUACACUCCCCCGUAUUCCGGAGAAGUAUGUCGAGCGCCUCGAGGAGGACCACAAGGCUGCACACCGGGCUCUGGCGGGCAGCGAGCAACGCGAGCGAGGGUCUCGCACGCCGUGGUCGCGUCAAGGACCGACGUCGCCUCCCACGAGCGUGUCCGAGCUGGAACGCGGCAUGGCUGCGACGUCGCUUGACACGCCCGGUUCUGCCACCCCGACCAAGGAGGACACCAAGGCCUCGGUCCUCGACCUCUUGAAGCACUCGCCCCCUUUGUGUACCAAGCCCGUGCGCGUGUCCAUGACACAGCGGUUCAACGAUGGCCUUGAGGCAUUUUGCAAGCUUCACCCCAGUGUCCUAUCCUACGUGGACAUCUCCGACGUCAUGCGUUCUAUUGACAAGGACGCGGCCGCCCCGUCGGCGGCCGACCUCAUCCCUGGCGAGGUCGACCGUGCCACUUGGGCAUGCCCCGUGGACCCGAGCAACAUCCACCCCCUGUGGGAGCCGACCUUGCCGCUCUGGCUCAAGGCCCUCGCGCCUCUUGGUGUGCCUACCGAAUCGUUUGCCAUUUCCGCAGACGCUGAAGAGACGUUUAGGAACUAUGAGGCAGACAAGCGCCGGCGCACGGAGGAAGGCGAGGCCAAGCUUGAGCGGCUCAAGCUUCGUGACGAGUAG